CUCGAGCAAUCCGCCCGCCUUAGCCUCCCAGAGUGCUAGGAUUACAGGCAUGAGCCACUGCGCCUCGCCUGGCCUCUUUUCAGUGGCUUUAAUACAUUCACAAAGCUGUGUAACCAUCACCACUAAUUCCAGAACAUUCUCAUCAUCUUAAAAAGAAGGCUGUCACCAUCAGCAGUUGCUCCCCAUUUCACUCUCCCCUACCCCCUGCUAACCACUCAUCCACUUUAUGUCUUGCAUUUAUUUUUUUGAGAUAGCUUUAUUGAGAUGUGGUUCACAUACCAUACAGUUCACUCAGAGCGUGCAAAUCAGUGGGGUUUUAUUAGCAUGUUCAUAGAUACGUGCAGCUAUGAUCAGAUUCAAGUUUAGAGUUUCUUCAUCCCAGGAAAAACCCACUGCUUUAUGUUCCUGUUACCCCAGCCCCAAGCAACCACUAGUGUACAUUCUGUUCUUCUGUGUGUCCCUGUUAGCCUUUGUCAUAAAAGGCAGAGCAGCCUCUCUGGGUUGAGGAGGGGGUCCCUUCCUUUUUUAUGGCUGUAUUUGAAGGCUGACUCACGGCCUUGGGUUGGUUUUCACUGCCCUGGGCAAGUGGGCCCAGAUUUAACAUCAGCCAGCCCAGAGCGUAAUUAGGAAAGUAACUCUUCCAGAGGAGUCCUGUGUGGCUUCAGGGCCCCAGGCAGUUGUCCUCUGGUGCCCUCCAUGGGUGCGGUGUCCUAGUCGAUGUGUCCGUGCCCUUGUGUAACACUGAAUUUGCCCAGCAGAGAGGGAAGUUUAACUUUCUGCGGUCUGUGUACUAACCUAGUGUGUAGAUCUCAGAUCUGGGAGAUUGAACGAAGCAUGUGACCAAACAUUUCUGUGCAGACAUCGCAGGAUUGGGUUUCCUUCUGGCUGUGACGGAUCCCAAGUUGUUCUCUUUAUUGUCCUGUGUUUGCCAUGCGCCAAGACAUAUGCUGCAGGUGCAGGAGCAGCUCGUCCUAGAGGUUUCCAGGGAGAACCAACAAAAUAGAGCCACUCACCAGUCUCUCGGACUGAGCAGUCUCUAAUAAGAGGGACUGUUCACUGAGUCUGUAGAGGUACUGUGCUUAAGGUACCUGGCCUAGUAAGCACCACGCAAGCGCUGUUAUUUUUAGACAACUUUGUUGAGAUAUAAUCAUAGAGCAUGCAAUUUACCCACUUUAAGGUGUGCAAUUCAGUGGUUUUUAGGAUAUUCAUAGAGUUGUGCAAUCAUCAGCACUAUCUAAUGUCAAAACAUUUUCAUCACCCCCAAAAGACACCCUGUCCCCAUGAGCAAUUGCUCCCCCAGCCCCUGGCACCCACGAAUCCACAGCCCGUCUCUGUGGAUCUGCCUGUUCUAGACAUUUCAUAUAAAUGAAGUCUCACACUGUGUGUUCUGUGUCUGGCGAAUCUCACUGAGCACAAUGUCCUCAAAGUCCAUCCACACCGUGGCCUGUGUCAGAGUCUCGUUCCUUUUGGUGGCCCAAGCGGGAAGAAGUUCCGCAGCAAGCCGCAGCUGGCGCGCUACCUGGGCGGCUCCAUGGACCUGAGCACCUUCGACUUCCGCACGGGCAAGAUGCUCAUGAGCAAGAUGAACAAGAGCCGCCAGCGUGUGCGCUAUGACUCGUCCAACCAGGUUAAGGGCAAGCCCGACCUGAACACGGCGCUGCCCGUGCGGCAGACGGCGUCCAUCUUCAAGCAGCCGGUGACCAAGAUCACCAACCACCCCAGCAACAAGGUGAAGAGCGACCCGCAGAAGGCGGUGGACCAGCCGCGGCAGCUCUUCUGGGAGAAGAAGCUGAGCGGCCUGAACGCCUUCGACAUCGCGGAGGAGCUGGUCAAGACCAUGGACCUCCCCAAGGGCCUGCAAGGUGUGGGGCCCGGCUGCACAGACGAGACCCUGCUGUCGGCCAUCGCCAGUGCCCUGCACACGAGCACCAUGCCCAUCACCGGGCAGCUCUCGGCUGCCGUGGAGAAGAACCCCGGUGUGUGGCUCAACACGACACAGCCCCUGUGCAAGGCCUUCAUGGUGACCGAUGAGGACAUCAGGAAGCAGGAGGAGCUGGUGCAGCAGGUGCGGAAGCGGCUGGAGGAGGCGCUGAUGGCCGACAUGCUGGCGCACGUGGAGGAGCUGGCCCGCGACGGCGAGGCGCCGCUGGACAAGGCCUGUGGGGACGAGGAAGAGGAGGAGGAAGAGGAGGAGGAGGAGGAGCCCGACCAGGACCAGGAGAUGGAGCACGUCUAGGGCAGAUGCCCAGCCGAGAGCCCCACGCUGCGGGGGCGCCAGCGUGAGCCGCCUGCAGACUCGGCCCUCGGCUUGGGACCAGGCUUGGGAGCCAAGCGCGGCCGGGGAGGAAGGCUGCCUGCCCCCUGCCUGCUCCAUCCUCCCUGCCUUGGACCUUGGGCACGGCUGGGGACAGCUCCCCACCGACGGACCCUCCAUGCCUGCCCUGGGAAGGGCCUGCGUUCCAGAAGUGCCGGUCGCUCCUGGGCCCUGCCUGGCAGGAGGCCCCUCCUGGGUCAUCGCAGCCACGUGGUGCCAGGGCCCAGACCAGCCCCUGGAGACAGAAGAGCCACCUGCAGGUGCCCGCCUGGGCCAUACCCAGGGACCGGGGCCACCUAUAAGGAUUCUUCAGUCGCUGCGUCUCCACGAGGCUGGAGAAAUACUUCUGGAACCGGUCGCCUCCCCAUGCAGUGCGUGGGACGCCGCUCUGAACGUCGGCCCUCCCUCUGCACGGCCACCCGGCGGGGCGGAGUCACCACCGGGCACACCCAGGAGGUCCCGUCCCUUUAAUAAACCCAUGAUACACACGAGGGCGGACGUUCCCAGCUGUGUGAGCUUCCGUGCGGGCUGCAUCUGGACUGAACUCCGGCCUUGGCUUCUGAAAACCAGACUGUCUCCCACUGUUGCGCCCUGGUCUGAGGUUCAGGCCCCAAGGGGAGCCCCCUGCGCCUGGAACCGCCUUAAGGAGGGCUCGGGCACCAGUGUGCCAGGCUGGGGCUCCAGGCAGCUCUGCUGUCACCAACCCCUGUGCCUCGGUUUCCUCAUCUGUAGAGCAGAGACAGGUGCCUAGAUUUCAGGGCAGAGCCUUUGGCACCAAGGUCACCUGAAUGACGUGUCAUUCAUACUCCCCCGCCCCCAACCUGGGGGCUGCUUCCUCACUCACCGACCCUGUCCCCAGGGACUGUGUGCCAGCGCCCGGCUCAGGGGCGCCUCUGGCGUGUCAUCUCUGGCUGUGCCCCUCCUCCCUUGUCUGCUGCCCCGCAGGGCCAGGCGGGGGUGGGGGUCGUGGCCGAACCCCACGAAGGCUGGAUGCCAGGUGCGUAGGCGCUGACCUCUAAUGAGGUCACUGGGGGCCCAGUGUCCCCUGGCCCUCCAAGGGUGCUCACCUGGUUGGCGCUAAUGCUUUCCUUUUGUUCUGUCAAGUCAAAGCACAAUUUGCAGAGGACGACGGUUUCUGGAGCUUUGGGCUCCGUGCCCUGGGCCUGGAGGGCUCAGCCUCAAGGCGGCCGAGGGCAGCUCUGGUGGGGGAUGCUGUCGGGUCCCCAUGGCAAUGGCUCAGUGUCCGCCCUUUGCCUGGCCCGAGGUCCCCAGGUGCUGUCUGUAGAAUGGCCUCGGCCUGUGCCCUGCCCGGAGAGGGUCCUGGGGGAGGAGGGAUUGGGCAGUGGGGUGUCCUGUACCCACGGCGGAAUAAAGCCACUCAGGUGGAA
Messenger RNA from Microcebus murinus (gray mouse lemur), 3702 nucleotides. Lineage: Eukaryota; Metazoa; Chordata; Mammalia; Primates; Cheirogaleidae. The record is from RefSeq and is a predicted model, not a curated record.